Messenger RNA from Aspergillus ochraceoroseus IBT 24754, 1215 nucleotides. Its product is annotated as deoxycytidine monophosphate deaminase. The coding region runs from base 1 to 1050 and encodes 349 amino acids. Gene Ontology annotation, molecular function: hydrolase activity; zinc ion binding. Lineage: Eukaryota; Fungi; Ascomycota; Eurotiomycetes; Eurotiales; Aspergillaceae. The record is from RefSeq and is a predicted model, not a curated record. The transcript has 7 exons.
AUGCUUAUUGGAUUGUGUGGAGGUAUCUGCGCCGGAAAACACGCCGUGGCAAAAUACCUCAUUCAGCAUCAAAAUUUCCAGCUCCUGGAAUUAAAAGAAAGGCGUCUUUACCACCAUGUCGAUGACUCGGGCGAUGAUGCUCGACUGUGUGGCUCUGAAUUCACGGGGCAAGGAGUUGACCAAGCUUCACGGUUAGUCUUUGAGAGUGCUGAAUCACUUCUUGACUUUGCAACAAAAAGAUGGCAGGAAAACUGGGUUACUACAGACAUCUGGGAUAUUAGCACAUUGGAUCGCUUUCUACAGCGCCCAUUUUUCCUCCUUGUGAACAUUGAUGCUCCGGUCAGCCUGCGAUGGAAACGAUUUGCAGAAAGGUGUCGAGAGAGACAGCUUGAGCCCCCUCCUCUGGAGAAAUUUGUUCUUUGGAAUGAUCGUCACCUGUAUCAAAAGGAUACUGGCGGUGCCUUUGUAACUGAUCGCGCGCAAGUUCGGCUAUUCAAUUCAUCUUCCUCACUGAAUGAACUGCACGAGGCUCUCAAGGCGCUUAAUUUGGCUGACGAACAACGCCUACGACCAAACUGGGACCAAUAUUUUAUGGAACUAGCGUCACUCGCUGCGCAGCGAAGCAAUUGCAUGAAAAGAAGAGUAGGCUGUGUUUUGGUUAGAGAGCGCCGGGUCAUUAGCACGGGGUACAAUGGGACUCCCCGACACCUCAAGAACUGCAAUGAAGGCGGAUGCCCUAGAUGCAAUCGCGGCGAAGGAGGAGGCGUGGGGCUAUCUACCUGUCUCUGCCUCCAUGCUGAGGAGAACGCCUUGCUGGAGGCUGGAAGAGAGCGGAUACGCGAAGGUGCUAUUAUAUAUUGCAAUACAUGUCCUUGCUUAACGUGUACUGUCAAAAUCGCGCAGGUUGGGAUAUCCGAAGUUGUUUACUCCCAGGGAUACAAUAUGGACAAUGACAGCGCUGCAAUUUUGGAAGCAGCUGGAAUACGCCUCAGGCAGUUUUCUCCGCCUAGAAAUGGACUCAUUUACCUUGAAGGGUCAGAAAAAAUAUAGGCGAUGAAUAUAACCCUUCCAAUUCAACCUAAUUGCAUUCAGCAGUCGUUUAAAUGAGUACAUAGAAUAUGAUUGAGCGUGACCCUCUCUGCCUACGUAUUGGCGAUUCAGUGUGUAAUUGAUGGCUUAUGUAGUAGAGACAUCAACUUUAAGAUGAAUAGCAUU